UUUAACGAUGAAAAAAACAACUCGGUAUUUUUCGAAGAAGAAAUACUUAUUAAAAACAAUAUUAACCUCGAAAGUCAAGUCGACUAUUGACCGGUAUAAAAAAUGUCGAUUUUGGUUGUCUAAGGGUUUGUGGCGCGUCGCAAAUAAUUGGAAGGAGACUGCACCGGUGGUGAGCGGACAAACUGCUGGAAUCGACAGUAUGUUUCGCGGAUUGGACGAAAACAGAGACUUGUUAGUGAAAAGGCUGAAUGCUGGCCAGGAUUUAUACCCGAAUUGUGAUACAUCGAUUUGGCUAAGAAAUUGUACGCAUGACAUUCCGAUUCCCGUCCAAGGGAAAAUCAGAGGUAAGAUACCGGAAUGGUUAUCAGGGUCGCUACUACGAAACGGUCCUGGGAGUACACACGUGGGAAAUUACGAAUUUAAUCAUAUAUUUGACAGCUCUGCCUUACUACACAGGUUUGCAUUUAAAAAUGGACUAGUGUCAUAUCAGUGUAGGUUUUUGGAAUCAAACACAUAUAAACAAAAUAAAGCAGCCCAAAGAAUAGUCAUUACCGAAUUUGGAACCAAAGCGUGUCCUGAUCCCUGUAAAACAAUUUUUCACAGGUUUUCUAAUUUAUUUAAAUGGGGAGACGAUCAAUCAGACAAUGCGAUGAUAUCUAUUUACCCAAUUGGCGAUGAAUAUUAUGCAUUUACCGAGUAUCCAAUAAUGGUUAAAAUUGAUCCUACAACUCUCGAAACACUUAAUACAAUAGAUAUAGCUCGGCUGACUGGUAUUGUUCACCAUACUGCUCACCCACAUGUGGCGGCCGAUGGUGCCGUUUUCAAUUUAGCGACUGUUCCAAAAAUUGAUGGUCCUCAUUAUUGCGUGGUUAAAUUUCCUCGAGUUGAUUCAGAAAGUGGAUACCAGUAUUCGACGGACGAAAUAUUUGGGCAAAUGUGCAUCGUGGCUACCAUUAAGUGUCGGUGGCCUCUGCAUCCUGGGUACAUGCAUUCUUUCGGCAUAACGGAACAUUAUUUCGUCGUAGUCGAACAGCCUCUGAGUAUUUCGUUGUCCACCGCCAUGAUUAACAGAUUCAAAGGAAAUCCAAUAUCUAGUGCUCUAAAAUGGUUUCAAGACUGUCCCACUCUAAUUUACUUGAUUUCACGAUCUAACGGCAAAAUGGUGAAGACAUUUAAAUCGGAUGCGUUCUUUUAUCUACACAUAAUAAAUCAGUACGAAGAAGACGAUAACGUGGUAAUCGAUAUUUGUUGUUACCGAGAUCCUUCCAUGAUCGACUGCAUGUUCGUUGAAGCAUUACAAAAUCUCAAUAAAAACCCAGAUUAUGCAGCAAUGUUUCGCAGUAGGCCUUUGAGAUUCGUGUUGCCAGUUAACCGUAAUCCUACAGAUGGCGAUGAUACGAACGAACAACUGUAUGUCUGCCCCGAAAAGCUAUGCGAUUUAGGUUGUGAAACACCCAGGAUUAAUGACUUAAAAAUUGGCAAAAACUACAGAUUUUUCUAUGCAAUAUCAUCUGACGUUGAUGCUGAAAACCCUGGGACGCUCAUAAAAGUGGAUACAUACAAUAAAACUUGCAAGACAUGGUGUGAAAAGAACGUAUACCCCAGUGAACCAAUUUUUGUUUCUUCACCAGACGCUGAAGACGAAGACGAUGGUGUAAUUUUGUCAUCAAUUAUUUGGGGUGGAUCAGAGUGUACACACCAAGCCGGAGUAAUAGUUUUGGAUGCAAAGAGUUGGACAGAAAUAGGACGAGCUAUUUUUAUAACUCAGUCACCAGUUCCUAAAUGUUUACAUGGAUGGUAUGCUGCUGCUGUGUAAAAAAAACAUGUCAUCGAAGUACAAUCACAGAUAAUAUAAUUAUUUUUCACAGUUGAUCAUCGUAACCGAUUUUUAAAUAGAUCA
Molecule: messenger RNA, 1900 nt
Organism: Rhopalosiphum maidis (corn leaf aphid)
Lineage: Eukaryota; Metazoa; Arthropoda; Insecta; Hemiptera; Aphididae
Gene: ninaB
Product: carotenoid isomerooxygenase
Exons: 10
Coding region: 8-1816 (602 amino acids)
Biological process (GO): carotene catabolic process; retinal metabolic process
Molecular function (GO): carotenoid dioxygenase activity; beta-carotene 15,15'-dioxygenase activity
Source: RefSeq, a predicted model, not a curated record